Molecule: messenger RNA, 6779 nt
Organism: Diabrotica balteata
Lineage: Eukaryota; Metazoa; Arthropoda; Insecta; Coleoptera; Chrysomelidae
Source: the annotation of a GenBank genome assembly
UUUAAUUCAAAAUGGCGUUGUAAUUGUUGGCAUUUUGUAUACACAAUAAUUAUUUAUAAUGAUUAAAUAAAUAUAAGACGUAUCAAACAAAAUUAUUAUAUAAUAUCCUUUACUAAGUUAAAAUUAAUAACCAGUUAAUAAUUUUAAGUCAAAAUGUUUAAUACAAACUUUCUAUACGAGAAACGGCCUUUGAAAAAGCCUCGAAUUGGGCCCCCCGAUGUAUAUCCUCAAGAGCCAAAGCAAAAAGAGGAUGAACUAACUAGUGUUAAUGUUAAACAUGGUUUUCCUACAAUGACCCACCUCAGCGAUGAAUUUGGAACCGCCAGAAAUUGUAAUGUCACAGCUAGCAAGGUUGGAGCCUACUUUAAUGCAAUUAUUUCUCGCAAAGAAGAGCUCUCGAUGUUACCAGAUUCUGGUAGAAAAAGACAACAGAUAAAUCCAAAGGACAACUUUUGGCCAGUAACAAAUAGAACAAAGAAUCACAUAGAAGCCUGGUUUAAGGAUUUGUCUGGAAAUAAACCUUUAAUGAAUCUGUCUAAGAGAGCACCCAACUUUAACAAAAAGGAAGAAAUAUUUGUGAUGCUGACUGAAUAUCAAGUUCCCAUGCUCAGAGCAGCUUGGUUUAUUAAGUUAAGUUCUGCAUAUACAGUUGCCGUUUCAGAAGCUAAAAUUAAAAAGAGACAAAUGCCUGAUCCUACUACAGAGUGGACGGGUACAACUUUAAAAUUCCUUAAAGAUCAAGUUCCCAAGCUGCAGGAACUGUAUUCUCAAGCUGAAAAACCUACAAAUGCAACAUUGAAUGCAACUCAUACAAAUGAGACUGAACAGAAGCUUGCCAUGCGCCAUUGGAAUUAUUGUACAAGGCUUUUAAAAUAUAUGUAUGAAGAAGGACUGACAGACAGACAGGAGGUUCUGAACUGGAUAGUAGAAUUACUUGAAAAACAAAAAGCCCAACUGCCAGGUGACGAUGGUAUUUUAAGACUGUUUCUACCUCUAACUCUUCAGUAUUUAGAUGAAUUUGUUCAAUCAGAACUGUUGUCACGAAGAUUAGCACAUUACUGUGCCAAAAAACUGGGCAGUAUGCUUACGAAUGUGGCAGAAACCAAUGUGAUGACAUCUCCACCCAGUGAAAGCAAAACAGAACCAAAGGAAACGGAAAAAGAAAAGAAAGAGACCACUUCUACGAAUCCCCUUCAAAGUAAUAUGGUUGAAUAUCAAAACUGUCCUCAUCAUCGAGAUAUAGUUUUGCAGUUAAGUACUAUUAUCCAGACAGUUGUAUUGGAAUGUCCUACAGCAUUAGUUUGGUGUGGGACAGGUGUUGGUACCAUUUGGCACGGAUCCCCAUUGGAUAGUUUACCCAUAUUACCGUCCAUGUUACCGAUGCCACCCCGAUGUGAUAUGAAUACAUAUAGAAAACAGAUCAUGUUUGCUGAAAAUUGUAUUAGAGAUAGGAGUAAAAAGGCAGAAGGAAGAUGGUGCACCGAGAAGUGGCAAGCUUCACCAGCAGGGACUGUUACUACAAGGGUACUGUCUGCUCUAGACGCUUUGGAUCGUCACCGAUUUGACAAAAUGGAUGCGACAAAUUCUUUAGAUACGUUAUACGCAAAAAUAUUUAGUGGACCAAAUGAUCAAGAGAACGCGGUAGUUAAAUUGCUGUGUGAAUGGGCAGUAUCUCCCGAACGUACUGGCGAACAUAGAGCUCUAGCUGUAGCAGCUCUACUUGACAGAAGGCAAUCAGAUACAAAUACAGCAGGAGAUCAAGAAACUACUCCCGGUGAUGACAAAGAUUCCAGCAGUAGUGUUCCAGGUGGUCCACCAAUGUUUCAAUCGCUAUUAAUGAAGUUUUUGGACAACGACGCACCAGUUCCCGCACCUGAUGAUUGUUCGAUGAAAAAGACUGCGUUUUCGAACUUAGUUCAUCUCUUUUCUGAACUUAUUCGUCGUGAUGUAUUCUCUCAUGAUGCCUACAUGUGUACUUUAAUAUCCAGAGGAGAUUUACUAGGACCUGAAGAAAAUUCUGAGAAUACUUUGAAUACACAUCACACUAAAAUGGAGCCGAUGGAUUGCGACGACAAUAUAGACCAUGAUAUAGACAAAAUCCUCCAAAACAUCAAAGAAGAUCAACAGAACUCAAUGGAUUUUCCAGAUAGUCCCAAAGAGCACGAUCACGGACAUCAUUCCCAUGUUCCUUCUUCCAUGGGCCAUGUCCCUCUGGAAACUGAUCACAACGAUCACAAAGUUAAACCUUCGAGACAUUUAUUGUAUACGACGCAUUUUCCUUUGAGUCAGGAUGAUCCUUUUUCUCAACACGACUGUAAUCAGAGACACGUCUUGCUGUAUGGUGUCGGCAAGAUACGAGAUGAAGCCAGACACACUGUAAAGAAGAUGUCGAAAGAAAUAUGCAAACUAUUUUCAAAGAAAUUUAGCAUCGACGUAGCUGAAGGUGGAAAAGUCAAAAAGCAACGCAAUGAAUUUAAUUUUGAAUCAACUACCCAAAAAUGCCAAAGCCUCAGUUAUUUUGAUCAGCACUUAGUAACGUGGCAAUGUAGCGUUACCGUCAUAGAAAUGCUAAAUUCAUUCGCCACCGGAAACUCGAAUUACCUUCCAGUUCAAGAACACGUAGCAUUCCUGUUCGAUCUAAUGGAACUCGCCCUAAAUAUAUAUGGACUAAUUGAUGUUUGUAUCCAGAUUUUAAAAGAAUUGCCGGAAGUCGAGGCACAGUUGAAUAAUAAAAAUUUGGCAUUGAGUAGGAAUUAUACUACGUCGUUGAGUUUGUAUGUUGUAGGAGUACUCAGAAGAUAUCAUUGUUGUUUAUUGUUAUCGCCAGAACAAACCUCAGCCGUAUUUGAAGGACUCUGUAAAGUCGUGAAACAUGUAUCCAACCCUGGAGAUUGUAGCUCUGCCGAAAGAUGUAUUCUUGCUCAUUUGUACGACCUUUAUUCAUCUUGUAGUUUAUUGAAAUCCAAGCCUCACGCUGUCGAGCCUUUCGGAAAUGCUUAUCCCAAAAUCAAACAGGCUCUUUAUACUUCUCCUCAACCGACGCCGAGUAAUAUUUAUGUUUAUAAUGCCCAAUAUAUGCAAGAAUUGUUUAUUAAUCCAAGAAGAGCGGGAAGAAUCGAUAGUGUUUUGGCGAAGCAACUGAACGAAAAUGGAAAUAACAGGUACUCUUUUGUAAGUAAUGCAGUAAUUCACGUUUGCCGGGAAAUGGAGAACGAACGGUUGAAUGAUCUAGCGAUUUUAUGUGCUGAGAUGACAGCUUGUUGCAACUCUUUAGCUUCAGAAUGGUUGGGAGUGAUACUUACAUUAUGUUGCCCACUAACUCAUCCUGGAUAUUACGCAGAAGUCUUAAAUCAACUGGAUAUACAGGACGUCAGCAUUCACAACGCUCUAGCUGUAUUCACUUGCAUUUUGAUAGCGAGGCAUUGUUUUUCACUGGAAGAUUUUGUCAGAAGAGUAGCUCUACCCAGUUUGCUUAAAGUGAAGUCAUUGGAUAACGGCGAAGGGAGAGCUGAAGGUGGUAUGCGUUUGACUUGUCAUUUAUUACUUCGUCUAUUUCGUACAGCCGAAGGUCCCCAACCGGGAUUAUAUUCCGUCGGAUCUCCUCCUCUUACUGCUCCAAGACCACCCUUAGGUGUUAGACUGAGUUGUGAUCGACAUCUCUUGGCUGCUGCGCAUAGGAACAUACACGUUGGUCCUGUGCUAGCAGUACUAAAAGCUGUAUUAAUAGUCGGUGAUGCAACAGCUAAAGAAGGAACAGAAUUGAGUUUGAGUAACAUCUUAGGAACUAGCGAUCUGCAUAGCGGUGUUGAUGGACCAAAUCUUGAUUUACCGAUGAACGUGGAUGUGUGCGGAUCGAGGACGACACAUAGGCAAUCAAGCACCGGUAAUGCAGAAAGCACAGCAUCGUUAUCGGCUUUCGCCUGUCACGUUUUAAGAGAAAUUUGCUCUCAACAAUGGGUGUUAGAAAGGUGUCUAUCAUCAGACGAGCUUUGCCACGUGGACAACCUUUUGGAUCCACUACUGUCACACUCUCAGGCACAAAGGCUAUUACAUAUGAUAUGUUAUCCGGAUGCCGGAGCGAGUAUUGAUUCUCUAGAUCAGAAAUCUAUGAUUACUCGAAUAUUAGAGAAUCUAGAACAAUGGACACUUCGAAUGUCAAUCCUCGAUCUUCAGUUAAUGUUCGAACAGUUCAGUCCCAACUCGCCGGAACUUUCCCAAUGGUUAGACACUGUAGCCAAAGCCGCCAUCGACGUGUUUCAACUUAACGCCCCAUACGAAACACCUGCCGUUGAAGAAAAGAAAAACGAAAAGAAACAACAGGCUUCUAUCUGGUUGGUAGCACCUUUAGUUUCUAAACUACCGUCUGCCAUCCAAGGACGUGUACUGAAAGUAGCAGGGCAAGUAUUGGAGAGCGGAGGGUGGUGUAAAGAACAAAAAAAUAAACUUAAAACUUGUGGCGGGGAAAGCCAAAGCUUGUUGACGCAUCAGCCAUUUUUACAGUUAGUUUUGACGUGUCUUAAGGGACAAGAGGAAGGGAUGAGGGAAGGUUUAUUGUCAUCUUUACAUCAACAAUUAUCACAGCUCGUACAGCAAGCAAAAGAAGGAAACUUACAAGACGUCACCGGUACGGAAAGAACCUUAGAUGGGCUUCAGUUACGUUUUGCUCUGGUAGGGGGAGUUUUCGAGGCGUUCCAACGAAACCCAUCUGCAACUACCGACUGGGCUUUGUUGUUAGUUCAACUCGUUACUCACGGUCUUAUUGAUCUCCACACUCACAGUGAUUUGUUUACUAUUGUCAUAGAUAUGUUGGCAACUUUGGUUCAUUCUGCAAAAGCAACUGAUACACAGGACGAUACCAGAAAAAUGUAUCCCAAUCUUCUUAAGAAACUGAAAAAGGAAGUUGGAGAAAAACAGAACGCUUCACUUCAACACAUUCGACAAUUACUGCCCUUGUUAAGAGUACAAACUGAAGUGAUUGCUGUUGAACCUGCAGGAUCUGGUAAAGGAAAUAAGAUGAAUUUUGACAGUGUCGACAAAAAACAUGAUUUACAGGUGACAGAUAAACAGCGGGUAAGCAACUGGGACAUACUCGAAGGAAUGAAAAAUCCAGCUCCUCUGUCUUGGGCUUGGUUUGGAGCAGUAAGACUAGAGAGGAAGUCUUUGGCGUGUGAAGAUACUUUUAGAUUGUUAAAGUUCCAUACCCAUAACCUUCAAAAACCGAUAGCUCAUUAUUUGGAUCCACCACCAUUGCCUCCAGAAGAUUUAGAACCAAUUCCUGACAAACCUGCUGAUACCCCAUCGUCAGUAGACCAGAGUCCAGCAGGAGCCGUCGGUAAGGGACGUGGCAAGGGCCAGAGAAAACCACGCAAACCCAAAACAGUUCCUGGUGCUAUUCAUGUUAAUCCUAUGUCGAUAAGUCAAUCCCAAAUUGCUCAAGGACAACCUGGUUUACCCAUGCAAGUUCAAGGUAACAAUCCGCAGAUGGGACAUAAUAUGGGCGGAUAUGGACAAGCGCCAGGUAUGCAACCACAAGGACAACAGUACGUUGGUAACACUGGACAGCAGAAUUGGUUCGGACAGAAUCCGCAGCAAGGAUAUGGAUAUCCCCCAAUGCAAGUCAACAGAUUCGAACGUCCACCGCAGCAAAUUAAUCAAUCUAAACAAGCACUUUCCAAUAUGCUUCGAUCUAGACACCCACUUAAUCAGUACAUGCCUGGAAUGCAAAAUACUCAAGCUGGACCCCAACAACCUGGAAAUUAUGCUCAAAUGCAGAGAGGUUUUCCAAGACAACCAAUGCGUCAACCGCAUCCUAAUUCUAUGCAACCAAAUCAGGGUAUGUUUCCACAACAGUAUAGUAAUAUGCAGAGCGGCAUGGGGCAGCAGUAUGGUAAUUACGGUGGCAAUCCCCAGUCUAUGAUGCAAAGUAAUAUGCAGAGUAAUCAACAAAUGAUGCAAGGAGCACAGGGUAAUAUGUUUGCCGGUCAGCAACAAGGUUUUGGUCAAGCUAGACCAGCUCAGCCAGAUUACCGACAAAUGAACCAAAAUCCUCGCGCACCAUACAUGCAGCAAGCUCCUAACGUCACUAUGAACACCAACAUGAGCUCAAUGGCGGGUAUGACUGGUCAGGGAGUAGCCGCCCCGCCCUAUUCGCGUACAGCUGCACAAGGUAUGCAAUCCAACGUACAAAAUCAAUCGCAAUUCCAACAGCAACAACAAAGGAUGAGAUUAAUGGCAAUGCAACAGCAACAGCAGCAACAACAACAACAAGGGGGACCGCAAGGUAAUCAGCCAUCACCAGCUCUAGUGGCUCAUUUGCAAAGGCAGCAGCAGAUGAAUCAGAAUCCAUAUCAUCAGCCACCACCUUACAAUAUGCAAUAAAUCCACAGAGUUUUGGAAAAUGAAAUGUAAUGAAUUAAAAACAAACCCUUUAAUCGCAAACUCAACAUUUUUAACUUCACAUGUCUUUAUUCUCUUUAUAUUUAAAAACUGAAAAAAUUACGAGCUCCAUGAAUUUAUUUGUUGAAUGAAAAGUAUCAAGACAGCAUUUUUACUCUAUGCGUGAUAGAAAACAAAUUCAAUUACGAAGAAAUAUGAUUUUAAGAACUUAAAAUCGUUCAAGUGAUUACAAAACAUUUAAAAAAUUUUAAAAUGUCUUUUUUGUUUUUUUUUACAAGAAGAAAUUGUGAUCUUUUUGUGUCCUAAUUCUUAGAGUAUUGUUUUUUAUCGAUUUAAUGUUUUAAUAGAUUUAAUUUUAUUUAUAUAAUAAACUUUUAGAAGUA